AUGAACACUUUACCAAGUUCACCAACACCAACACCAUCACCAUUAAACUAUAAAACAUAUACAUCAAAACAACAACAACAUCAACUCAAAUCAAACUCAAACCAUCAUUCAUCUUCUUCACUUUCAACUAUCAAUUCAUCAUCAAAAGAUCUCAAUCAAAGACCUUCAAGUCUAACUUCAUUACCUAUCAUACAUCAUCAAUUCUUAGAUCAUUCAUCAUCAUCAUCAUCAUCACCUCAUCUAAAUUCAAUUCGUCAAUCAAACCAUCAUCAACAUUCAAGAUCCAUCAAUUCGAUCAACAGUAACACCUCAUCACCUAUCAACUCAAGACCGACCACCCCAGCUCUGUUUCAUCAAGCUACUUCAUCUUCAUCUAGUUCUUCUAAAUUCUCAUCACUCCCACCGUCUCACACACAAGUUCCAUUCAGAUCAGGAUUCCAACCCAAAGGAGUUUAUCGAAACCGUACUGAUCUUUUGGUUUCAUUUAGAAAAGGUAAAGAAGAAAUCAAACGAUUAGAAGAAAGUAGGUUACAGAAAAGGUUAGAAAGAUUAAUCGAUUUACAUUUCCCGAACCCAUCUACUUCAACUUCCAAUUCAACUUCAAAAGACGAUCAUCAUACCACAGCAACACCACUUUUGAAUUCAUUUACAAGUCUUACAAAUCAUUAUCUUUCAGGUUUGAUCGAAAGUACAUCAACUAUCAGAUCCAAAGAACAAACCAUAGUAAGAUGGCAAGAAGAUUCAGAAAUCAAACGAUGUACGAUUUGUAAUUCACAAUUCAGUGUAAGAGUACGAAAACAUCAUUGUAGGUUAUGUGGAAAAGUGAUCUGUUUCUUACCGAUUGAUGAACCGAUUCAUGGAGCUGGAGAAGAAGAAAAACAAACUCGAAAAGAAAGGUGUUCAAGUUUUAUUAGAUUCGAAUGGGAUAGUGAAGAAUUAAUCAAGUCUAGAAUCAUGACCAAUGAAUCGAAUUCGGGUCAAGAGAAAUCAUGGAACUUAAACCAAGAUCAACAUUAUCAAGGAAGAAUCAUUGAAUUGAAUGACGAAGAGAUCGGGAUGAGUGCAGAUGAUCGACAAAGCGUCUUUGAUAUGAUUCAUAAAAAACCAGAUCCGAAUUCGGUUCCACAACAGAAUCCGUUGAUCUCUAAACCUAAAGGUGUAAGAGUCUGUCGAGAAUGUUUAACGAUCGUCUUGAGAAGACAAUCGAUGACUUAUCCUAUCGAUCUUCCAGAGUACUUGAAACUUUAUUCGAUCCUCAAACAAUUACAAGAUGAAAUCGAACGUAGUUUACCUGAGUUUCAAGAAAUGAUGAUCAAUUCAAAGAAUCCCACUUCGAAUCUAAACCCAAGUAAACCAUUACCACCACUUCAAUUAAUGAACAUGAGAAAAAGACUUUUACGAAACCUACAAUCCUACGAUUCGACCUCCAAAAGGUUAUCCCACCUAACCCAUCCUUCAAACUCGAACCAUUCUCAAAACACAUCAGAAGAAAGGUUAAAGAAAGCUAUCAUCACUCGUUCUGCAUUCUUCUUACGUGAUCAUAUGGGAUUAAUCAGAAGUAUUGGAGGAUUCGAUGUGAUUGAAUUACCCAAGAGUUCUUCUACUGGUUCGACUAAACAUGAUAAGCCUUUUUCGGUUAGGUCUAAAGCUUUGAUUCCAGCUGAAAGAAUCGAAUCUAACACAAUUUCAAAAGAGAAUGAAAUCUUACCUUUUAAUUCGAAUUCCAAUUCGAUUCAAACUAGUCUAAGUAAUCAAACUAAUCAAGACUUUAAUCAAUUAAAUGUACUUUUAGAACAAGAAAGAUUGGUUGAAGGAUACCUAGAAGAAGCUAAUUCAAGAAGACAAUUAGAAGAUUCAGUAAGUUUAAAGAUCAGUUUAGAUGAAUUACGUGAAGAAAUUAAAGUCUUGAAAGAUAAACUGAAGAACCAUUAAAAAAACCAAAAAACUAUUCGAUUUGAUUUGUAAAAUAAUAUAAAACCCCCUAGAAACCAUCACAAAUUCUUAAACAGUUUUACAUAUGUACAUACGUAGAUUUUGGAUGAUCAUCAAAGAUGUUUUUUCAAAGUUGAAUACACCUUCAUCUAACUACAAAAUCGUCUGUGUUUUCUUUCCUUUUGCAACCAAUCAAUUACUUGUUAAGCCCAUGUAUAUGUGUGUGGUAUAUAAUCCUUUUUGGUUUCUAUAUUCUCUAUCUUAUAUUCUUAUUUUUGAUUAAUCUUUUCAUGGACUUCAUCUGAUUUUUCUUUCUUUUUUUGAUCAAUUCUUUCUUUUUGAUCAAUUCUUUCUUUUUGAUCAAUUCUUUUCUUUUGAUUGAAAUUCAAUUCUAUUUCUUUCG
Messenger RNA from Melampsora larici-populina 98AG31, 2335 nucleotides. RefSeq lists its product as uncharacterized. The record is from RefSeq and is a predicted model, not a curated record. Gene Ontology annotation, molecular function: metal ion binding. Bases 1 to 1932 code for a protein of 643 amino acids. The transcript has 3 exons. NCBI's taxonomy places the organism in Eukaryota, Fungi, Basidiomycota, Pucciniomycetes, Pucciniales, Melampsoraceae.